UUCCAGAAAUUGAAAAAGUUUCAAAAAACGUUCAGAGUAAUGUCGUUAGAUCGUAAAUUUCUCCUGUGGAUUACCUUAACAAGUAUCGUAGUGUGGACUGCUGUCCCGGACGGGGAAUCAAUCCGUAAGGCCAGUUUUGUGUACCGUAAAAUUUCUGGUUCAAUAGACUCAACCGAAUGUAGCGCAAACUAUACUUGUCGUCUUCAGAAGGAGUUCUGCGCUGCGUUUCACUUGGGUGAAGGCAUCUACGUAACGACAGCGCAUUGUUUGUUGACAGGCAACAGAACGAUUGCUAAAGUUGACCGAUUGGAUAUUGUUGGCGUCGGGCUCGCUAAUGUGACUUUAACACUGCACAAAAACUUCUCGCUUUCCGAUGGAGUGGAUAUCGCAUGGAUUGCCGUUCAUGAUCUCAACCUUACCACUGAUGUUUUAGAGAUUGCUAACACGAUUCCUGAGAAAUGCAUUCGCUAUCAGUUGGAGCUGUUCGACACCAGUUCCAAGGAUAUCCAAGCUGGUUUCCACUGGGUGCAACAACUGGAAACGAUUCACCCUAAUUCGUCAAAUUUGAAGCCGUUUCGGCAUGGGAUGUUGGCCUUCCAGUUUUCAGAAGAGUUGGAUCGGUCAGAGCUAGAACAUGUCAUAAUGUGUACCACCAAGGAGCAUCCAAAUGAUUUCAAGUUGCAAUUCAUAGCGUACGGACGGGCGGGAAGGUUUUCGUUCGAUACUGACUGCUAUCGGGCUGAAUGCGGAGCGUACCAACCAGAAAUCAAGCAAUUGUUGCAGCAGGUGAACGUUUCCUUACCGGAUGAAAAGCAGAAGAUGUCGAACAACUCUAAUGAAAGCUCUCAUGAUGAAAGAACUUUUGGGUUGAGGAUGGCAGAAAUUUCCGGUUUGGUAACAGUUGCUCUGGAUGAUAUUGAGAAGCCCCAUACUGACACAUUUUCAAAUGCGAUAGAAGACCUAAUCGAAAAAUCAAACUUCUUAGAAGCGCAGGGUGACUUCCCUGCGAUGAAUGUGUCGGUUCUGUCAGAUGCAUUUGAAGGUUCCUCCAUUAUCGAAAGUAUCGAGAAUGAUUCUCAUAGAGCUCAGCUACCGGGUCGCAGCACUUUCGAAGACAAUAUGAAAGAUACAAAAAGUCUUCCUGGAUAUUUCAAGAACAUCAAUGAAAGCCUUUCUAAUCCUUUGUAUGGAGAAGAUGGCAUGGAACCAGCUGUCCAAGCAAGCAACUUGAAUGCGCUGUACUCCGUUCCUUCCAAUCAAAUCCAUUCACCAUUGACGCAUAUAGCUGCUUCGGAAUAUUUUGCGGACAAUUUCGAGAAAAGCCCUACGAAGAAGAUACAGCAUCAGAAACUCGAUCAAAAUUGGGAGCGCUGUGAAAACCCGACGACCACUUCAACUUGUCCACUAUUUUUGUUGGAACCAUCGCCGCCAGUAACCACGGAAACAUCCACCUCAACAGGGGUAGUGUGUAGUACCACCCAUCAGGAGGUAGCUCCAACAACCAACCAUACGUUCAACAGUUCGGCCACUGCAGAGGAAGAGAUGGAACGACGCCGUCAGAAGGCUCUACGCAAGAUUUUAAUUCAUUUGGUACGCAGCAGAAGUGAGGCAGCUCCGAAUGUGAUGGCCGGUAGUACGGGGUUUGUGCUGGUUGCGAUGGGAUUUGUGAUACUGAUGAUGGUCAUUUAGUUCAAAUUAUGUUGGUGGAAUAAAAAUCUUUUUUUUUUAGUGAUCAGCUUGAAAUUAUGUCAGAUCGUUUUCCUUACUUUAUUCUUAAGACGUUGAGCUGUGAGCUGUGAAGUUUUAAAUUUCUUCAGAUUAUCUGGUAAACUUUAUGCAUUUGAAGGACUGAAAAUGAAUAAGUAAUCGUGGAUUACCUUUUCACAUUUUUUUUUAUUAAAAAAAUAUUUGCGCAGUACAACUCGAAGCAUCCAACUCGGAUCACUUCUUCCUAGGGAGCACAAGUGAGGCUGGGUGUGAGACCGGCUAAAAGAUCAUCAUUAUCUGGUCAUUUGUGGCCGUCGAAGUGCUGGCUGUUGAGCUUCAUCAUCCAUGUAGCAGCACCCAAGCAGUAGUGCCUGGUCAUUUUCGCGCGUUCCCCUCCACCAGCAUCACCAGCAUCACGAGCGCCUCGCGUGGUCCAUCGCUUCGUGUGUUUGUUUAUUGUUUGAUUUAGAUGGUUCAUUCGGGCGCGUUAUUUUCAGAGUUUUUUGUCGAGUGUGAAAUGGCAUCCAACACCAUCAUCGCCGCCGCGCACACACGUGAUGAUGAUUGAUGAGGUAAGUUCAUUGCAGGUAUAAGCCGCCCGCACUCACAUGGUCGUGGGUGGGAUGCGCCCCGUUUUUCUCUCUCUCUCUGUGACAUGUUC
Messenger RNA from Aedes albopictus (Asian tiger mosquito), 2368 nucleotides. RefSeq lists its product as uncharacterized. The transcript has 4 exons. NCBI's taxonomy places the organism in Eukaryota, Metazoa, Arthropoda, Insecta, Diptera, Culicidae. Bases 40 to 1689 code for a protein of 549 amino acids. The record is from RefSeq and is a predicted model, not a curated record.